UUAGUUAGUUAGUUCCUGCUUUUAUUUCAGUGACAUUUUGCCGGACUGCCAAGAGUGUUUCUAAAACUUUUCCACUCUGAGACACAGCAAGUACGUUUACAGAGGCCGUCAGCGUAAAAUCAUUGCAGGAAAGAGACUGCAACCAUCAAGAACCAGAAGAAGAAGAAAAAUGACCAUCAAUUCCUUCAAUCUUUUUUUUAUUUGGCUGCUGCCAGUGACAGCAGGUGGUGCCCUGACAACUCCGCAUCACAAUUUCACUGAUGUGACGACUGGAAAUGUAACAUUCUCAAAUCAUUUUGAGACGACCGGUGCAACAACACAGGAGACAUCCAGCUCGAAUGCGCUCAUUAUCACACCGUCCAUUAUAGUUCCAGAGGUACGGAGUAAACCUCUCCUGAAAAUGGCCCAAACCCAAACAGCAAACCCAACAAAUUCCACAUGGUCUCAGUUAAAAUCCUCACCAGCUGAGGCAAUGUCCACAACAGAAGUCCCAAAAUCAACAACUGUAACUGUUGUAACUAAUAGAGCCAGCAACCCAACCUCAACUACAAUACCACCAGCAUCAAGCAGCUUCACCCUAAGCCAGAGCACAGGAAGCACAAUCAAGGGCGAGGAAAAUACCCAUGGAUCUACACAGCUCAUCUCUACUCUAGCCACAAGUGCAGUCACAGAUGGUGACCCUAUAAAGCCUUCAAGUUCAUACAGACCGUCACCUACUGCAACAAAGAUAUCAAUUAUACACAUCCUCAGCACAAAGAAAAGUACAACAACAAAGUCCAGUAAGGGGACAAACCACACCAACGCAGUGGCAGGCAUCAUAGGUGGAGCCCUGGUACUGAUGAUGGUAGGAUUCCUGGUCAUCUUCAUAAAGAAGCAUCGCGAUCAGAAGCAUCAGAUGACAACUACAGACUGGGCUGGGCCAACACCAUUUCUACAGGAUGGAGUGGACACUGGCAACGUAGAGCUGAGGUCCACUAACCAAAUUUUUAUGAACAGCUUCCUGCCUCAGAGGCUGUCUAAAAGGUUCUCCAUGUUGACGCAAACACAGCAGGAGUUAGAGGACAUGACACCAGGAACAUUUGGAGAUAAGCACCAAGGGGACACAUCCUUUCACCAGGUGGAUGGAUGUAAAGUAAAAGAAAGUAAAGAGACUGCUGCACCUGCAGUUCCGGAAACAAAAAGCAAAGAAGAUGUAGCAGAGACUGUCCCAGUGCCCUCUUCUCAAACAAACAGCCAGGUUUGAUAACCGCUAAAUA
Solea solea (common sole) is the source of this 1256-nucleotide messenger RNA. RefSeq names its product protein EVI2B (gene evi2b). The record is from RefSeq and is a predicted model, not a curated record. Lineage: Eukaryota; Metazoa; Chordata; Actinopteri; Pleuronectiformes; Soleidae. The transcript is spliced from 2 exons. Bases 170 to 1243 code for a protein of 357 amino acids.